AUGAUCAAGAGACUGGGUCAUGUGGAAGAGGCAUUAGCUGUGUUUGGCUUGGCCCAGAAAGCAGGAAUAGUGGAUGGAAGAUGCAAUGCUUGGUAUAAGGAAAAAUUUCAUCAUUCAAGUUAUCGAAAAACUGCUGGAGCACAUUCUAGUUUGGAGACUGCAGAAAUUCUGGCAGCAGAGGAAGUCUUCACUCUCCUCAGCUUCAGAGAGGGUUUGAGGUCACCUCUCUUCACUCUAACAGGCCUCCCAGGGCUUGAAGACUCCCAACACUGGAUGUUCCUUCUCCUUGGAGUCCUCUACACUGUCUCUAUUGUGGGAAAUAGCCUAAUUCUCUUCAUUGUCAAAGAGGAGCAAAGUCUGCACCAACCCAUGUACUAUUUCUUGUCCCUGCUUUCAGUCAAUGAUCUUGGUGUGUCCUUGUCCACACUGCCCUCAGUGUUAGCCACUUUCUGCUUCCAUACCCAGGAGAUUGCAUUUGAUGUCUGCAUGGCACAGAUGUUCUUCAUCCACCUCUUCUCUUUCAUGGAGUCUGGGAUCUUACUAGCCAUGAGCUUUGAUCGUUAUGUGGCUAUCUGCAACCCACUGAGAUAUUCUACCAUUCUCACUGAUGCUCGAGUUGCACAAACAUGCCUGUUCAUUGGUAUCCGAAGCUUCUGUGUGGUUUUUCCUUUGCCCUUCCUUCUGAAGCGUCUGCCUUUCUGUAAAGCCAACAUCUUGUCCCAUGCUUACUGCCUUCACCCAGACCUGAUCCGUCUACCCUGUGGGGAUAUUACUAUCAAUAACAUCUUUGGUCUCGUUGUCAUCUGUACUUUUGCCCUGGAUUCUGCACUCAUCCUCCUCUCUUACCUUCUCAUCCUCCGCUCUGUGCUGGCCAUUGCCUCCCAAGAAGAGCGGCUUAAAACUCUCAACACUUGUGUGUCUCACAUAUGUGCAGUACUUAUUUUCUAUGUGCCCAUGGUGGUAUCCAUGGUUCAUCGAUAUGGGAGAUAUGCACCACCAUAUGUGUAUACACUAAUGUCCCUUGUCUACCUCUUUGUCCCUCCCAUGCUCAAUCCUGUCAUCUAUUCCAUCAAGACAAAGGAGAUCCGUAGAAGGCUUAUCAGGGUAUUCUCUAUGAUUGAAUGCUGA
This is a messenger RNA of Phascolarctos cinereus (koala), 1128 nucleotides long. Lineage: Eukaryota; Metazoa; Chordata; Mammalia; Diprotodontia; Phascolarctidae. The record is from RefSeq and is a predicted model, not a curated record.